This is a messenger RNA of Jaminaea rosea, 556 nucleotides long. Its product is annotated as putative 40S ribosomal protein S24. The coding region runs from base 52 to 459 and encodes 135 amino acids. Gene Ontology annotation, cellular component: ribosome. Gene Ontology annotation, biological process: translation. Gene Ontology annotation, molecular function: structural constituent of ribosome. Lineage: Eukaryota; Fungi; Basidiomycota; Exobasidiomycetes; Microstromatales. The record is from RefSeq and is a predicted model, not a curated record. The transcript has 3 exons.
CAGCAUUGUCUCCGUGGUUAUGGAGGAGAAGACGGUGCUAGUCAUCUCGAGAUGCUGUUGGACGCCUCCGCCCCCGUCACUCUGCGUACGCGCAAGUUCAUCACUAACCGCCUCCUCCAGCGCAGGCAGUGCGUCCUCGACGUCAUCCACCCGUCGCGCGCCAACGUCUCCAAGGCUGAGCUCUCGGAGAAGCUCGCCUCCAUGUACAAGGCCAACAAGGAGCAGGUCGUCGUCUUCGGCAUGCGCACCAAGUUCGGUGGUGGCCGCUCCACUGGCUUUGCUCUCAUCUACGACUCGAGGGAGUCGAUGAAGUUCGAGCCCAGGCACCGUCUCGUUCGCGUCGGCCUCGCCAAGAAGAUCGAGAAGCCUUCGAGGAAGCUGCGCAAGGAGCGAAAGAACCGUGCCAAGAAGUCGCGCGGUACCGCGAAGAAGGGCGCUUCGGACCCCAAGAAGAAGUAAACGGACGACAGCCACUCGCAGACCGUGGACCGUCUCUUCUCUUGUGCUCUCGUCGUUCUACCUUGUACUACACACUCUCAUCUGUCAUCAGCAUCUC